Messenger RNA from Anoplophora glabripennis (Asian longhorned beetle), 504 nucleotides. RefSeq names its product odorant receptor 49b-like. The transcript has 5 exons. Bases 1 to 504 code for a protein of 167 amino acids. Gene Ontology annotation, cellular component: plasma membrane. Gene Ontology annotation, molecular function: odorant binding; olfactory receptor activity. The record is from RefSeq and is a predicted model, not a curated record. Gene Ontology annotation, biological process: sensory perception of smell; detection of chemical stimulus involved in sensory perception of smell. NCBI's taxonomy places the organism in Eukaryota, Metazoa, Arthropoda, Insecta, Coleoptera, Cerambycidae.
AUGGAAAUUGAAAAUGACCACGACGUCGAGAUCUAUAUACGGAAGCUAAAAUCGAUAAUUAAAUAUCAGCAGUUCCUUAUGAGGUUGGUUGACUACUUAAACGAACUACUAAGCGUGCCAAUUGCACUGUUAAUGGUUACUAGCGUUGCCCUGAAAUGUAUAAGUAUGUACAAUAUGACAAUAAACCAAGGAUCUAUAUCUGACAAAGGUAGAACGAUUGUAACAAUCUUAUCUGUAAUCGCAGAGUUCUUUUUGGCAUAUGGCCUACCCGCCCAAAUAUUGAUGGACGAGUCAACAGCAACAGCAGACACUAUAUAUUCCGAGUGCAAAUGGUACUUACCGAAAUUACGGUGUCUGCGAUGUCAUUUUUUGAUUAUGAUGACCCGGAACCAGAGAGGUGUUUGUAUAAGGGCUGGAAACUACCACGUUAUUAAUAACGGAACUGUUCUACUGAUGGUGAAAACUGCUUAUAGCUUUUAUGCUUUCUUACAAAAUGUAACUUAA